Messenger RNA from Aspergillus nidulans FGSC A4, 3068 nucleotides. RefSeq names its product extracellular serine-threonine rich protein. Lineage: Eukaryota; Fungi; Ascomycota; Eurotiomycetes; Eurotiales; Aspergillaceae. The transcript has 3 exons. Bases 367 to 2853 code for a protein of 828 amino acids. The record is from RefSeq and is a predicted model, not a curated record.
UCUCAUGUUGUCUUACUUUGUAGCAGUUCCUGAUUCUUGCAGGUCGACCGAAUGUGACCCUAUCACCGACUGGUAGACUGUGGAGCCACUCGACUGCUUUGUUGUUUGGCGCCACUGUGUCAGGCUGGCUCUCGUUAUAAAGACCCUUCGCCCACCCCCCAGCUGGGGGGUGUUCCGGGUCUACUCAUCCUCUUCAUCGUUUCAUUCUCUUUUCUCUCUUGAUAUUCUGUUGUAUUCUGUUAGACAGACACUCGUUAGUCUCGUCCUUUCUUCUCAGUCUUUCCCGACUCUGCACUUUGCUUCUGUUGCUUCUGUUAUCGCUGGUUUCGAUAUCUUGGUCUCAAUAGAUCCGCUCUUUUCAACACCAUGAAGACCACCUCUUUGGUCUCGGUCCUUUCCCUUCUGGCCACUGCCCGGGCCACUGGCUUGUGGUGGGGUAGUGACGAAUGCUAUACUGCUCCCGAUAACACCGACAACGAGUGUACCGAGCAGCAGCAGUCUGGCUUCACCUGGGACGACCUCGAUAUUGGCGACUUCAGCUCGUUCGGUGGCUUGGACUUCUCCGGCUUCAGCUGCAGCAAUGGUUUCGGUGGACUGCGUACCCGGACCUUCAAUAGCAAAUGCAUUACCGGAAAGAUUGGCAAGGGUAUCACAAAGUCCUCCGGCCCGUCCAUCUCGUGCGGUGAGGACAGGGCUGGCUUCUCCAUUGACAAGUUCCACCUCUUCACCUCCGUCGACGCCGACGUGGUCAUCUCCUUUGGCAUGCCCGACGGUUCGACCUGCAAGAAGCACGCACGGUGCUCUUCCGCUGGUACGGAAGUCACCAAUGACCAGUGCGGUGGUGCUACAUCUGUUGGAUUCGAGCUGCCAGAUGACAGCGAGCACGACGACUGUGAUCUCGGUAUUGGAAGCAUCGGGUUCGUCUGUGGUCCAGGCAAGCCGACGUACACUCCUCCUGCUGAGACUCCCUCCGAGACGCCGUCCGCGACGCCUACUCCAGAGGCCCCGACGUCUAGCAGCACUCCUGUGAUCGGUGUCCCGACUCCUACUGGCUCCAGCCCUGUCACCUCGUCCACUCCUGUCAUCCCGCCUACUACUACGUCCUUCUCGAGCAUCCCCGGCAGCAGCUCCGUGCCAUUCACCAUCUCAACCGUCUACACCACCAGCGAGAUUACUAUCACGCAGUGUGCGUCUACCGUGACCAAUUGCCCUGCGGAUUCCACCUCGGUGACAACUUCGACGGUAUUCGUGUCCACUACCUGGUGCCCGGUAACUCCUACAGAGACGCCGUCCACUCCAACUGAUACUGAAGACGUCCCUCCUGCGGAGACCUCCUCGUCGGAGACCACUACCACUGUCUCAAUCCCCGCUGAGACGUCGACGCCUGCUGCCCCUGAAACCACUACCCCGGUUAUUCCCACCAGCGUCAGCCCUGGCUCGUCCUCCGUCAUUCCUCCGGACAUGACAACUACGGAGAUCACCUACACGACUGUCACUUGGUGCCCAGUUACCGAUACGAUCACCUCCGACGAGUCCACGUUUACUACCGUGACUACCAGCACUCUGAGCACGACGACCAUCACUGCAACGACCACCAUCUGCAAUCGCUGCACAUUGACCGGUGUUCCAUCGCCUUCUGAGACCCCUGCUGUUCCAUCGGAAACCCCCGAUGUCCCAACCGACGUCAACCCUACUACCACCCCAGAGGCCCCAGAGACCUCGGAGACUCCUGUCCCUGAAACUCCUGUCACCGAGAUCACCUACACCACAGUCACUACCUGUCCUGUCACUACCACUAUCACUAGUGGCGAUUCCACAAUCACUUCCACUUACACCACUGUCUCUACCGCCACGAUUACCGAGUCGGCAACCGCCUCCGUGCCAACCGCGGUCCUCCCCACGACAACCCCUGAGGCACCAGUUCCCGGGUCAACCGUCACCGAGAUCACAUACACGACUGUCACUACCUGCCCUGCAACAACCACAAUCACCAGCGGCGAUUCCACAAUCACGUCAACUUACACCACGAUCUCUACGCAGACCCUGACUUCUACCUCAACCAUCGCCGUGCCAACCUCUGUCUCUCCUGAGGAAACUCCUUCAACCCCCUCGGAGACAGAAACCUCCUCUACCCCCGUCCCAACGACCUCUUGCCCCAACGUUGUUCCUAAAUGUAUCAAUACCUGGCUCAACCUCAUCCCGGACUGCAAGUCCAACAGCGAUAUCACCUGCUUCUGCCCCUCAUCCGAGUUCACCGAGAAGGUUAUCUCUUGUAUCCAGGCAUGGGGUGCUGAUGCAGACGAGGUUCAAGCCGCUCUCUCCUACAUGGCUGGUAUCUGCGCCGCUUAUGUCCCUGAGAACCCCGGAAUCAUCACCAAUGUUCCUACGACGAUCACCCUCACCCCGCCUCCCGCCGCGACGCCUACGGAUGUGAGCCCUGAACAGACUGGCUCUGAAUCGCAGUCUCCGGUUCCCACGGCCCCUCCAUGCACGACAAUUACUUACUCAACGUACACCGUCACCGUGCCGCAAGUUGGAUUCUCCACUGCCACGGUCACGGAGACUGCUGGGUCGGGCGUCAACCCGGUGCAGACAUCUACUAUCGAGCUAGUUCCCCAGCCUACCGCGGCGCCGACUUCUGGCUCUGAUUCCGGCUCCGGCUCGGGAGCUGGGUCAACCACCCUCGCCAACCCCUGGACAACAACCCUGGCCACAAACACGCCGUCGCAGACCGUGACGCCCUCGCCAACAGCACCGGUGUUUACGGGUGCUGCGUCGCCUCUCCACCGUGCUCCAGGCUCGAUGGCUUGGUCGUGGGCUAUGGCGCUAGCCCUGCCAGUAUUUGCUCUCUGAUCUUAUUACCAAAUUUAGUGUCGUUUCCCUUUCUUUCUUAUAUCCAGUUCGGGCUUUUUUAUGUGUUUCUUUGGCUGCUGAUAUCUGUGUUAAUUCUUUGUCCAUGCCUAAUAUGCUACACAUACACCGCCACAUACAUCGGCUGGAUGAUUGUUCUCUGACAGCUCGGGCACUUAGUUUCCAGCUUAUUCCAGUUAAUUCAAAACAUACUGCAC